UGUUUGGUUCUUUUGGCUUCAACCAGGUUGAUAACAAGUUUCCCAUGAAUGUCAUGAUGCCGCAUAUAACAAUCAUCAAUUAUAUCAACGGUCAUUCGCUAACCAGAUCAAAUGCUGAAAGCAAGAUAUUAGCAUUAAUGAAUGUCAGCACGGAAAAGGUUGUGAUUAGAUUAUUACAAUACGUUAAACAUAUGGUUAAGGCGCUGCUUUUCAUUGCUCAAAAAAAAAAAAAAAAAAAAAAAAGAACCUUGCACAGCAAAAAUUACUACGCUCUACCGAUGGGUAAACCAUUCCUCCUGCUAAACAGAGUUCAAGGCUUACACCCCUUCAAAAAAUUGAUUAUACACAAGACCGCCAAGAUAGCCGUACGGAAAACGAUGAUAAAGCUACAUACUAUAUCAAAUUCAGGCCGAUCAAGCACGCAACCUUUGCGCACGUUUGUCAAGACUGGUACCAGCGAGUUCAAUAUAAGUCAAAGCAUCUGUUUCAGGUCGUGGCUGCUGGGACUAAUGGUCGUUUUAUAAUGUUUUCGAAGUAUCUUGUGGUAACCAGUUGCCUUCAGGCCCUCUACCAGAUCAGAACGUAUUCCUUUAAAUUUAAUGAGGAACUAGCAAGACCACUAGAGCCAGGAGAAACCCCACCCGAUUGGACAGGAAUACAAAACAGUUUCUCAUCAUGACACCCUCUGUAUCAUACAACUUAAUAGUGUCAGCGAUUCUGUAAAGAAGUAUGAUGAUACAGAUUGCAAUCUGAUUGCAACACUGAAGCGGUUGACUGAACCCUGAUUCUGAAAGAAUGGUUAUUGGUGAUUCUUGGUGAUUCUUGGUGAUCUUGGUU
Molecule: messenger RNA, 837 nt
Organism: Mucor mucedo
Lineage: Eukaryota; Fungi; Mucoromycota; Mucoromycetes; Mucorales; Mucoraceae
Exons: 2
Coding region: 45-524 (159 amino acids)
Source: RefSeq, a predicted model, not a curated record